Molecule: messenger RNA, 4908 nt
Organism: Cavia porcellus (domestic guinea pig)
Lineage: Eukaryota; Metazoa; Chordata; Mammalia; Rodentia; Caviidae
Gene: Fzd8
Product: frizzled class receptor 8
Exons: 1
Coding region: 482-2455 (657 amino acids)
Biological process (GO): non-canonical Wnt signaling pathway; canonical Wnt signaling pathway
Cellular component (GO): plasma membrane
Molecular function (GO): Wnt receptor activity; Wnt-protein binding
Source: RefSeq, a predicted model, not a curated record
CCGGCCGCCGGCGCUUGCGGGCUGGAGCCGAGAAGUUGAGCGCGGGGUAUAGUUCCUACCGCGCCACUAGGCCAAGGUAUCCGCGCCGCUCAGGGUCUGGAUUUGCUCCCGGGCCUGAGGGAAGGGGCCGCACUGCGCGCGACGGCACCCGGAGCGCGGCGCGGAGCUGACGGGCGGAAAGACCCGGAGGAAGAGGCCCCAAACUCCGGCCGGGGCGGCGCGGCCUUGGGGCGGGCAUGAGCCUCUUCCCAGGUGCUGAGAAGGCCCUCGAGGGCUGAGGCGCCGGACUGCGCCGCGGCCCGCAAGAAACUCGCUGCGUCCGGGGCAGGAGGGGGCCGGGCGCGCGGGCGAUGAGCCGGGGGCGCGCUGCGCCGCGCUAGGGCUGAGCGCGACCCGAGGGCGCGGGCCAGGCGCUCCGGACGCGGGGCGCGGGUCCCCCACCCCACCCGCCCUUCCCGCCGGGACCCCCGCGCGCCCCAGCAUGGAGUGGAGCUCGCUGCUGGAGGUGACCUCGCUGCUGGCCGCCCUCGCGCUGCUGCAGCGCUCCCGUGGCGCGGCAGCCGCCUCGGCCAAGGAGCUGGCGUGCCAGGAGAUCACCGUUCCGCUGUGCCGCGGCGUUGGCUAUAACUACACCUACAUGCCCAACCAGUUCAACCACGACACGCAGGACGAAGCGGGCCUGGAGGUGCACCAGUUCUGGCCACUCGUGGAGAUCCAGUGUUCGCCUGACCUCAAGUUCUUCCUGUGCUCCAUGUACACGCCCAUCUGUCUGGAGGACUACAAGAAGCCUCUGCCGCCCUGCCGCGCAGUGUGCGAGCGCGCCAAGGCCGGUUGCGCGCCACUCAUGCGCCAGUACGGCUUCGCCUGGCCCGACCGCAUGCGCUGCGACCGACUGCCAGAGCAGGGCAGCCCGGACACGCUGUGCAUGGACUACAACCGCAGCGACCCCGCCACAGCCGCGCCCGGCCCGCCGCCCCCGCCCGCUGAGCAGCCGGCCUCGGGCAGUGGGCAAGGCCGGGUGCCUGGCGCCCGAGCCCCGCAUCGAGGUGGCGCGGACGGCGGGAGUACUGGGGGCGCCGGCCGGGGCACGGGCGCGCGCGGCGGAGCCAAGGCCCCGUGCGAGCCCGGGUGCCAGUGCCGCGCGCCCAUGGUCAGCGUGUCCAGCGAGCGCCACCCGCUCUACAACCGGGUCAGGACUGGCCAGAUCGCCAACUGUGCCCUGCCUUGCCACAACCCCUUCUUUAGCCAGGAUGAGCGCGCCUUCACUGUGUUCUGGAUAGGGCUCUGGUCAGUGCUCUGCUUCGUGUCCACCUUUGCCACCGUGUCGACCUUUCUCAUCGACAUGGAGCGCUUCAAGUACCCUGAACGGCCCAUCAUCUUCCUCUCGGCCUGCUACCUCUUCGUGUCGGUCGGCUACCUGGUGCGCCUGGUGGCAGGCCACGAGAAGGUGGCCUGCAGUGGUGGAGGCGCGGGCGCGGGGGGUGCGGGCGCGGGAGCAGGGGGCGCGGCGGGGGGCGCUGGGGGCCCUGGCGCGCGCGGCGACUACGAAGACCUGGGCGCAGUGGGGCAGCACGUGCGCUAUGAGACCACGGGCCCUGCGCUGUGCACUGUGGUCUUCCUGUUAGUCUACUUCUUCGGCAUGGCCAGCUCCAUCUGGUGGGUCAUUUUGUCGCUCACCUGGUUCCUGGCAGCCGGCAUGAAGUGGGGCAACGAGGCCAUCGCUGGCUACUCGCAGUACUUUCACCUGGCCGCCUGGCUGGUGCCCAGCGUCAAGUCCAUCGCCGUGCUGGCGCUCAGCUCGGUGGACGGCGAUCCAGUGGCCGGCAUCUGCUAUGUGGGGAACCAGAGCCUAGACAACCUGCGGGGCUUCGUGCUGGCGCCGCUGGUCAUCUACCUCUUCAUUGGCACCAUGUUCCUGCUGGCCGGCUUCGUGUCGCUCUUCCGGAUCCGCUCGGUCAUCAAGCAGCAGGGCGGACCCACCAAAACACACAAGCUGGAAAAGCUCAUGAUCCGCCUGGGGCUCUUUACAGUGCUCUACACUGUGCCCGCUGCCGUCGUGGUCGCCUGCCUCUUCUACGAGCAGCACAACCGCGCACGCUGGGAGGCGGCGCACAACUGCCCCUGCCUGCGAGACCUGCAGCCAGAUCAGGCGCGCCGGCCGGACUACGCAGUCUUCAUGCUCAAGUACUUCAUGUGCCUGGUGGUGGGCAUCACCUCGGGCGUGUGGGUGUGGUCGGGCAAGACGUUGGAGUCCUGGCGCGCGCUGUGCACGCGCUGCUGCUGGGCCAGCAAGGGCGGCGCUGGGAGCGCCGGGGGCUCGGGGCCGGGAGGCGGCGCGGGGCCCGGGGGCGGAGGGGGCUCGCUUUACAGUGACGUCAGCACCGGCCUGACUUGGCGGUCCGGCACGGCCAGCUCGGUGUCCUACCCGAAGCAGAUGCCAUUGUCCCAGGUCUGAGCGGAGGGGCGGGGGCUCAGGGACCCUGAAAGGGCGGAGGUUCCCACCGCGUCACCAUGUUGAUUGCUAUUAGCAUGAUAAUGAACUCUUAAUGGUAUCCAUUAGCUGGGACCUAAAUGACUUGCUCAGAACAAAGUACCUGGCAUUGAAGCCUCCCGGCGCCCUCGCCUCCACUGACACUUGGAGCUCCUCCUGGCGGACUGCACAGCGCUCCGAACCCGGGGUCUGCAGCGCUCAGAGCUGCCCGGUGCUGAGCCGGAAGCCACAGCUGCAGCCUUCACCCGAGGGACUCCUUUCCUCCCUUUCGACUCUCCCACGUGAACUCUUCCUCCCGUUGUAUCCCGGAGGAGGGAGGACGGCGACCUAACAGGAUUGCACGGUUUGGGUAUUUUUAAUGACCAGGCAGAUGCCUUAAAUAAACAAGAUAUGUCUUAAUUAUACACCCCAAGUAAAUACGGGUUUCUUACAUUAGAGGAUGUAUUUAUAUAAUUAUUUGUUAAAUUGUAAAAAUGUGUAAAAUAUGUACAUAUCCAAAGAUAUACAUUGUGUACAUUUUUUUUGUAAAAAGUUUAGAGGCUACCCCUGUAAGAACAAAUAUAAGUAUUCUAUUUUGUCAAUAAAAUGACUUUUGAUAAAUGAUUUAAACAUUGCCCGCUCCCCAGCCUCUUCUAAGCUGUCACCUUUACCGUGCUUGCUAAGGAUGCAUGGGGGAAAUGGACAUUCUCUGGCUGUCAUUCUGUACACUGACCUUAGGCAUGGAGAAAAUUACCUGUUAAUCUCUAGUUCGCAAACUGUUAACAAGUAAAUACCACUGUGGAACUGAAAUCAAAAUUGAAUUUCUGCACCUUCUCCAGUGAUGGUGUUUGAAUGGUAGAUCUUUGCUGAUCCGUGGAUUACAACUCACUUUAGUGUGUGUAAAUGGGACUUCUUGCAAAGAUAGAAAUUCCACAUAGGCCUUGUUAUUUAUCUUGUGUGAUAUUACUAAAGGUUUCAUAACCCCACAUUCAUAUCUCGAGUCUGUGAUUUUGAAAGCACCUGGCUUUUUAGGAACUGAUUUCUGUUGGAGAGUGGAGACUGGUAUUCUAAACCAGAGUUCUGCAGUACAAGUCACUUGACAAUCUGGUAGUGGAGCAGGCGCUCUUUAAUGGAUUAAACUAACGGGUUAACAUCUUAAUAACCUUCCAUGCUUGUGUAUACCAAAUGUGCUUCUUUUCCGAGAGAAAAAGCUAUUGUUCCUCUGUCAAGACUAAGCUAAUUUAUUUGAGCAGAAGGCUGUUGAAUUAGCAGAAGAAUGCUUUGGCAAUUGUUGAACUUUUUACCUGUCUGCCCAGUGGCUCAGCACAUCAUUCCUUUAAGUGGAGCUAAAUGAAUAGGGUUAAUCUGUAGGGAACUUGGUCUUUUGAGUUUGAAAAACUUUGAUCUUUUCUCCUCUCCAAAUGUGCUGUAUGGUCUGAAGUUUCUUUCCCCGCUGCCCAGCUCCUCUUGCUGCAGACCAAUUGGCCACCGUGGAGCCUUAAAGUUCUUCCAUUAAAGGGCUGUGGGACUUUUACUUUAAAAAGGAGAGAGAGCGAGGGAGAGGAAGACUUGUAACAGUUAGUGAAGACCAGAGGCACAAGUGCGCACAGCCUUUUAAACAGCUUUUCCCGGCAUUGUUAGCCAGCCGGCAGGCAGCUAGGCAUGGGUUGAAGCAUUAUAGAAAAGGGCUCUGAAUGCCCUACAGGUGGUCUGUGCACAUAAUCCCCCAAUUUAAAGCGUUUUCCUUUGCUGGACAAUUGCAUUACAAAACUCCCUUCUCUUUCGCUCCUAAUUGAACCAAUGAACUAUUAUAAACUACAAGUUUUUCUUAAAAAAAAAAAAAAAAAAAAAAAACCCUCAGUGCCUAAAUUCUAUUGACUAAAUUCUGGCAAGUUUUCUGAACUGAACCUUUUAAAGCACCGGAAGUGAAAGCUGCUUCAGCAGACAUUUCUUUCUGAGAUAUUUUUAUUCCUUAUGCUUGUUAUUUUGGGGGCAGAUUAGCAAUAAUUUAAAAGUAAUUGGUGAGGUUGUGUGUUCAUACUGAAAAGAUAGCCCCAGGUUCCUUAUUAGUCUGUCAAUCACCAUAAGCAGUGGGCAGCUACCCUGCUAAUGGCAGGGGCAUCAAUCACUGGGGCAGGAGGGGAUGGUUGUGUGCACUUUUCUCAGAUGUUUGUUCUCUUCAUAACAGGAAUAUUUAGUAGUUUUAAAGAAAAUCUUUUUUUUUUAAUUAAUAGGAUGAAGAUGGCCUUCUCUAUUGAUCUCUGUCAUGUAGGCUUUUGAGAAGUUUCCUGGCAAUGAUGUUUUGCAAAUGCUUUCCAGACUCAUGGUUGGUGUUAAUUGGUUUUUAAAAUUUGGAUAUGCUCUAAGAAUGCCUGCAUUAGUUAUCACACCUAUUUCAUUUCUGCAAGUUGGGUGUUAUAAAAAUCUUUACCUUGCCA